Messenger RNA from Lytechinus pictus (painted urchin), 1392 nucleotides. RefSeq names its product cubilin-like. The record is from RefSeq and is a predicted model, not a curated record. The transcript has 5 exons. The coding region runs from base 1 to 1392 and encodes 463 amino acids. NCBI's taxonomy places the organism in Eukaryota, Metazoa, Echinodermata, Echinoidea, Temnopleuroida, Toxopneustidae.
AUGCACAGCUCAUGCCAUUUUAAUGUCUUUACGUUUGUCUCAGGUAAAAGAAUCGUGGACAUCGAUGUGCCAGUCAACGGGUCUGUGAACAUCACAUCCCCAGACUACCCAGACAACUAUACCACAAACAUCCGUCUAACAUGGCUGAUCAGCGUUGCAGAGGGCCAAAGUGUAGUCUUGGUUUUCAGCCAUUUUGACCUGGAACCAGCCUACGACUACAUCAAGAUCGGUUUCGGAAAUGUUUCAGGACUCGAAGAGACUCGGUUGAUCACAGUCUCUGGGGUUUCACUUCCGUCGGAUAUCAAUACCCGGCAUCGGACAGCAUGGGUGGAAUUUGUAUCCGAUUCCGCUUUCGGUUUUUCCGGAUUCUCAAUUGAAAUCACUGGCAAAGUGGAGAUGGUAGAUUUUCUUCCCGAAGAAAUACGGAAUCAAACAGAUGGACGUUUGUUUUUACAAUCACCCAACUACCCAGACAAUUAUUUACCCAAUACUCUGAUUUCCUAUGUCAUCGAAGCGCCAGAAGAUUAUUACAUUCUCGUCCGUGUGUUGACACUUGAUACUCAAAGGGGGUUCGACAUCCUAUACAUUGGCGAGGGGAAGGAGGUAGGUCAACGGGAUACGAUCCGGGAGACGCUGACCGGAGAUAAACGACACAUAACAGCUUACCAUGAGUCUGAAACAAGAUGGCUCUGGAUAUUGUUUGUCAGUGACUACACCAAUGUUCUGUCGGGAUACACCAUGCAGAUAUCAUUCGUCACACCUAAUUAUCGAUUAUCACUGGACGAACCGAUGCUCUUUCAUCCUCCCAUUGUUUACACAUCCACCUGGAGAUUUUUCUUAUCAGCCAACUGGACCUUCGAGGGACCCAAGGACUCCGUCUUCAGAAUUCGAUUCAUAGACAUGAACUUCCACGUGGGACUGCAGUACUUCGUGGUUGGAAUCGGCCUGGAUUUCUUUGAUCUGGAGGCCUGGAGGUUCGGAAUAAGCGGCCACGAAGAGCCCCUGGACAUGAUAUCAGAUUCCCACCGAAUGACUAUUCUAGUUGCUAGUUAUACCGAUGCGGUGAACGGUAGUAUUUUGGCUGAGGUCACGGCUAUUCCUAAACCUGAGAACAUUGCUCCCCUCUUCGUACCGGCCGAAGAAUCAGUGAUCCUCACCUCCUCGCAUUACCCUCAUUCGUACCCUAACAACUAUCAACAAGUCUGGCACGUUGCAGCUCCAAAGGGCUACGUCAUCCGCAACCGCUUUCUGGAUUUUGAUAUGCCUUAUGACAACGAUGGCCUUUCAGUGGGAAAUGGUCUUUUUUACUAUCAAGGUAAUGGCAAUAACAUAGGACCGUAUUCUGAACUCGGGUGUAAAUUUUGUGGUUCAACUACGGAAAGCCAAUUGUGA